Messenger RNA from Paralichthys olivaceus (Japanese flounder), 1106 nucleotides. The record is from RefSeq and is a predicted model, not a curated record. NCBI's taxonomy places the organism in Eukaryota, Metazoa, Chordata, Actinopteri, Pleuronectiformes, Paralichthyidae.
CGUCAUAUCAGUGUGUCCAGUGUCUCUGCGAGUCUCCUGCUCAUCUGGAUCACAGCUGGAUUCUGGUCUGGAGCUCCAGUGCUCGGUUGGGGAAGCUACAAAGAUCGUGGGUACGGGACGUGUGAGAUCGACUGGGCCAAAGCAAGCUACUCGAGCGUGUACAAGUCGUACAUUAUCUCCAUCUUUGUCUUCUGCUUCUUCAUCCCGGUGCUCAUCAUGCUCUUCUGCUACGUGUCCAUCAUCAACACGGUGAAGCGAGGAAACGCCAUGUCCGCAGAGGGCGACCUGACCGACCGCCAGAGGAAGAUCGAGAGAGACGUCACCAUCGUUUCCAUAGUGAUCUGUACGGCCUUCAUCCUCGCCUGGUCUCCUUACGCCGUGGUGUCCAUGUGGUCAGCCUGGGGCUUCCAUGUGCCCAACCUCACCAGCAUCUUCACCCGCCUCUUCGCCAAAUCAGCCAGUUUCUACAACCCCCUCAUCUACUUCGGACUCAGCUCCAAGUUCCGUAAAGACGUCACCAUCCUGUUGCCCUGCGCUCGUGACGCCAAAGACACAGUCAAACUGAAGCGCUUCAAGCCAAAGGCCGACGGCCGCGCUGCAGCAGGAGGAGGAGCCAGACUCAAAGUUCCUCUUGACCAAACAGAGAAGAAGUACACCCCCGCGUACCAGGCCAAACCCAGUCCACCCUGCACGCCACCACCCGUCAACAAAGAGGUGUUCUUCAUCGACCUGCCGAGGCCGUCUGAGGCCGGCUCCGAGUACGAGUGUGACAGACUCUGAUGGACACACCUCAGGACAAGUUGCUGCUGGUCGACCACAACGUGAACCCUUGGGAUGUGAACACGUGAUCAGAUGUUAUUGGAUUUAAAUCACAGACAGAGAGAAUAUCUAAUAUUCUGUCUGUUACGUCUCAAACUUCAUUCACACUGAAAGUUUUUAUAGAAACAGUAGAAAAACCAAACACGUUAACGGAAGAAAUGUAAAUAAAAUGUUGUUUAUUGAUUUGUAUUAUUUGUAUUAAAGUGUAAAGAGGAGGGGUCAAAUACAUUUGAAUUUGGUCUCAUGAUUAAUUAAUGAAGAAGAGGGAGUUUUAAUAUUUGCAUUGU